CUUACCUGGGGGCCGGGACACUUGGUUCUGUGUGAGGACUCCGGAGCGGUAGGGGGAAAGCUGUAUGCCUUGCUUUUGGGGCUGAGGCCUUGAGUGGGGACGGCCUCCGUUUUCCGAUUUCGUGCUGGAAGGCGGUGCCCCCGCAGCCCCGAAUCGCGACCCCCGGGGUGGAGGGGUGGUAACAUCGGCUUCCCCCGAGGGCCCCGUUAAUUCGGGUCUUAAGCAAAAGCCCCGAAAGAGGAUUUGGCAUAACUGCUUAAAGCUGCCCCAAAGCUGCCUUCUCCCUUCGGUUUAUCAAGUGAAGAUCAAUUAACUCCAAAUCAAGCUUAAAUGAGAUUAUUUGCUGCUCGGUGCGAAAGUGUGGCCAUGGGAUGCGUGUGCUUUCCCACGUGUGAGCGAGCAGCCCUGGCCUCGUGCCGUGCCAGGCCUGGGGCUGUGCUCGGUCCCUCUCUGCCCAUGGGUGGCACUGGGCCCUGUGGGGCUGCGGGGACCCCUCUCAGGGCAGCCCCAUCCCACCCCAUCCUAAUCCAUCCCCCCCUAUGGAGCAGCGGCCACCAGCUGCCAUCCGUGGUCUCCAGUCUCCCAUAGCUGAGCAAUCCAACCCCUCUUCCUAGCAGCUCUCUGCUAUUCCGUGAGGGCCGUUUUCUCUCUUUUCCUCUCCCUGUUGUAUGUUUGCCCUGGGCAGAGCGAGAAGCUCUGAAAGCAGCAGGGAUCACAGCUGCAUGGGAGAGCUGAGCGCCCGUUGCUGAGCCCGGCGGGGUGACUGGUGGCACAUUUGGCUCCUUCUCUACCCUCUGUCCCCAGGGGGAGGAUCACAUGCGCUGAAAUGUGGUCGGGUUUUUUCGGUAGGUUUCCCUUGCCCUCCCCCUUACAGCUCAAAUUGGAAACAGCGGCAGCAGCAGCCUGACCCAGCUGCAGUGAGAGCUGUCACUGUGAGAUACCCCAGGGCUGCCUGCGCUGGCCAGGCCUGGGCCUCCUGCUCUCUGCCCUUGGCUCUCCUGCGCUGUCCGUUCGCACCUUCUAUGCUCUCCACAUCGGAUCGGAUGAGUGAGAUCUCACAAACCGGUGGAGCCAGAUUUUUGAAGCGUGGAUUGUGGCUCACCCCUCCCCUUGUCCCGGCUAAAAUUAGCUCAGCCUUCAGAAGAGCUUUGCUUCACAACCAAGCGGAUAAAUAAAGGCUGGGCUCGCAACGCUACCCGGCACUUGGCAGCUCCCGUGGCCUAAAAGGCAAAGCUCCAGGAACUGGGAACAGAUGUUUCCUUCUUGGCUCUGGCUCUAGGAUGUUGGAGGGCCGAGAGGAGGAGCUGACCACGGUGCGCGUUCAGGACCCUCGGGUGCAGAACGAAGGCUCCUGGAACUCCUAUGUGGAUUAUAAAAUCUUCCUCCAUACCAACAGCAAGGCCUUUACUGCCAAGACCUCAUGUGUGCGACGCCGGUACCGUGAAUUCGUGUGGCUGAGGCGGCAGCUCCAGAAGAAUGCUGGCUUGGUGCCCGUCCCAGAGCUGCCUGGGAAAUCCACCUUCUUUGUGGGGAGCACAGAUGAAUUUAUUGAGAAGCGGAGACAGGGGCUGCAGCAGUUCCUGGAAAAGGUUGUGCAGAACGUUGUCCUCCUCUCCGACAGCCGGCUGCACCUCUUCCUGCAGAGCCAGCUCUCCGUGCCUGAGAUAGAGGCAUGCGUGCAAGGCCAAGGCUCGCAGACAGUGACAGAAGCCAUCCUGCACUAUGCCAUGUCCAACUGUGGCUGGGUGCAGGAGGAAGAGAGCCGCCCUACGCUGCUGCCAGGAGGAGGCAUGCACAGCAGCUGUGCCAGCCUGGGGGCAACACAGGGGCUGAGCUGCCUGGAAACCCUCCCGCACUGGAGCGACUUCGGCAUGGAUGAAGCGCACUCGGACAGCCCGGAUGAGCCAGCAGAGCCCUUGGGUGGACAGCAGGAGAUGCAGUAAAUGGCUCGAGCGACCUCGCCUGCCUUCCCCGGGUCCUGCAGCCCUCUCUGGAGGAGGCACUGCUGGCUGAGCCGGGGGGAGGCCGGGCUGGCAGGACUGGGGCUGCGCUGGGAACACGGCCUUGUCCUUGGCUCUGUGGUGUCCGGGGUUUGUGUGCUCCCUCCCUGAUGACUCUCAACUAUCCUUGAUGUCCCAGGCAGCGUGUUUGUGUAGCUCUUCUCUUCAGAGAAGACAUCUAGUGGCUAGUGAAACCUGUGUUUGUUAUUCCCGUGGCCUUUGCUCUCCAACUGGAGCAGUAGCAGGGCUUGGUUAGGCUGCAGUGCCAGCAUGGCCCUGCGUUCAUGGCCCUGGGCAGGGUGGGAUGUGCUGGCUUGCAUCCCCCGUGAUGUGUGCAGCCUCAGGCUGGGAGCAGGAGCUGGCUGCUGCCCAGCAAGUCCCUUUGGGUCUGCCCCUGCGCUCCCCUCUGCAUGGAGGCUGCAUUUCCCUGGAGACAGCUGUGCCGUGCAGCUCCCGGGGGCGGUGGUUUCAGCUGCAUGAAACCCACUGCAGGCUGCAGAUACUCUGCCUGCACCUGGGCCCUGCUGGCAGCGCUUGCCCCACGAGCUGCGUGCAGCUGGGACAAACAGAGACGAGCCCCCCAGGAACGAGGGAACAGUUUGUCUCCCCUGCCUGUUUGUGCAGCCCCCCCCCUUCCAGAUGGGAUCCUGGAGGAGAACAAACCUUUCCGCACCUCGAUAGCACAGUGGGGAACAUGGGAGCAACAGGGGAGGGGGCUCACAGCCAGGAGAGAACUUGCUCGGGGCGAAGCAGCACGCAACUGCCUUGGAGUGGGUGUCUGGCAGCGCUUGGGCCCUGGUUACUCUCGCUGCUGCUGCUCCCUGUGCUCUCCUGCACCUUUUCCUAUACCCCGAGCACUGGUAGAGGCAGAGCUGACGUGCUCUGACUUGAAAUAAAAAUGAAGUAGAAGAGGC
This is a messenger RNA of Numida meleagris (helmeted guineafowl), 2914 nucleotides long. RefSeq names its product sorting nexin 11 (gene SNX11). Lineage: Eukaryota; Metazoa; Chordata; Aves; Galliformes; Numididae. Gene Ontology annotation, biological process: intracellular protein transport. The transcript is spliced from 7 exons. The coding region runs from base 1281 to 1943 and encodes 220 amino acids. The record is from RefSeq and is a predicted model, not a curated record. Gene Ontology annotation, molecular function: phosphatidylinositol binding.